CUGCACCCCAUGUCUCUGCGCGGGUCAUGGCGGCGUCGAGUUCAGAUCCAGACCCCUGCCGCAGGGGCUCGCUCGGUCUGGGCACCCAACCCUGAGAGUCGCUCCAAGAAGCCGGGACUGCACGGGAUCCAGCUCCGGCUUGGGCUCCUUGCUGGCCACUGUGGGCAGAUACCUGAGGAUAAGCUAGCAUAUGUGAAAGUUUUCUGCUAG
Rangifer tarandus platyrhynchus (Svalbard reindeer) is the source of this 210-nucleotide messenger RNA. NCBI's taxonomy places the organism in Eukaryota, Metazoa, Chordata, Mammalia, Artiodactyla, Cervidae. The record is from the annotation of a GenBank genome assembly.